ACAAGACCCGCCCACUAUGAUACUCGCGAGAGAGAGAAAACAAAACAAUGUGGCAGCGAAGAAGCCAUAUAGAAAGUUAACGAUGUGACUCAAUUAGAACGUAUAUUACAUAUGACAUAUUCGCAGUUCGUCAUAUAAAGGUGUAAAAACAGCACUGAAAACGACCAAAUCAUGGCUACCAUAGAUUCUCUUAUGAGCUUGUGCGCUUUUAGCGUCGCUCAGCGCGCUGAGAGGUAUGAGGAGAUCAGGAUGUUGCCUGCCGCCGUUAAAGACAGAUUAUUGCGGAUAAUGAUGUCUUACGGCACGGUCACCGACUCCAACAUCAGCCAGCUCGUGCACAACGGCACUCACACACUGGAUCUGCAGAACUGCAAGGUGUCCGACUCCGCGCUUCAGCAAAUCCACUGCCUACAGCUGAGGACAAUACUGUUAAGAGGCUGUGCAGAUAUCACCUCGAAUGGUCUAGAGGUGCUGGCAUCCCGGUGCCCUUAUCUUCAGGUCGUUGAUCUCACAGGCUGCACGGCUGUGACAGACUCAGGGGUUCAGGCUCUGGCGCGACACUGCAGAUCUCUGGAAGUGAUUUCCCUGCGUGGCUGUGCUGCUCUCAGUGACAGAGCCCUGCUGGAGCUGGGACAGAACUGCAGGGUGCUGCACAGCAUUUACUUCUCGGGGACAGAGGUAACUGAUCAAGGGGUCAUUGGGCUUGCAACUGGAGUUUGUUCACACAGCCUAAAGGUAUUGCAUACAGUCCAUUUUAAUAUUGUAUUAUUAUUAUUAUUAUUAUUUGUAAUUAAUUAUUUACUGUUCCAGGAGUUACAGAUGAUACGAUGUCGCAAUUUGACUGAUGUGGCAGUGACUGCUGUUCUUGCAAACUGCGCCAACAUCAGAAUUUUCAAUUUCCAUGGAUGUCCCCUGAUUACAGAUAAAUCAAGGGAGGCGCUCCAAAACUUUAUUGGUCCCAACAAGAUCCAACAAGUGUCUUGGACUGUGUACUAAUGUGACUUAUUAUCAACUACAGCACAUCAACUUUAUUGUUGUAAAUGUAAUGCACUCAUCAAAGAAGAUAUGCAUAAUCGUUGUCAAAUCAAUUAAACUAAUUGUCACUGUUUAAUGGAAAAAAUGCUAAAAAUUGUACAUCGUUUGCAUUGUAAUGUUAUUUAAUAUUUAAGAAUAUAUUUAUGUAAAAUUGUUUUGUUUACCUACCUUUCAUUUUCAACACUUCAACUGUACUAUAACACAUGAUAAAUAAAAAUAUAUGUAUGAAAUAACAGUAA
Molecule: messenger RNA, 1274 nt
Organism: Cyprinus carpio (common carp)
Lineage: Eukaryota; Metazoa; Chordata; Actinopteri; Cypriniformes; Cyprinidae
Gene: amn1
Product: antagonist of mitotic exit network 1 homolog (S. cerevisiae)
Exons: 6
Coding region: 172-996 (274 amino acids)
Biological process (GO): SCF-dependent proteasomal ubiquitin-dependent protein catabolic process
Cellular component (GO): SCF ubiquitin ligase complex
Molecular function (GO): protein binding
Source: RefSeq, a predicted model, not a curated record